AUGGAAUUCCCACGUGACAAAGGCCAAUAUGUCUUGACCGCCACCAUAGGCACGGCUGAGUUCGCCACCAUGCACAAGGCCAAACACGUGAAUCCGGCCACCGGAGAAGAGUUUCCGGUGGGAAUCAAGAUCGUCCGCUUCGACAAAAUCAAAGACGACAUAUACUUUAUGACGGGAGAAUUACGGCAAGCCAAAACGUGCGACGGCCACGAGAACACGGUCAGCGUCCACUGUUCCUUCACGACUUCCCCGGAUAAUCAUCUCUGGAUAGUCAUGACCCCGCUGCCCGGCUUCUCGAUCCGGUCAGUCAUCCGGUCCUCUUUCCGACAUGGGCUGCCCGAGAAAUCGGUUACCUUCAUCCUGAAAGAAACCUUAAAAGCCCUAGUCCACAUGCACGGGAAGAACAUUCUGCACCGCUACAUCGGUGCAGACUGCAUCUUCCCGUGCAGCGGGGAGGAAUAUCCCGGCACGAUCAAAUUGGCGCUCCGGUCACUCUCGUACCGCCCGAGUAAGGAAUCUCCGGGCGGCUGCUACCCUGAUUGGACAAUCGCCCCAGAGUUUAGCGAGACCCACGGUGGGAAGUGCUUGAGUGUUAGCACUAAAGAAGGCGAUGUGUGGAUGUUUGGUUUGCUUGCCCUGGAAUUGUUUUACGGGCGGAUUCCGGGUUCGGAUUCAGGGAGAUUCGAAAAGUUGCUAAAGAACAAGAUGGUUCCGGUGGGUUCUAGUUCAAGGUUUCUCGGGUGUUGUUUGAAUGGAGGGGAGAGAAAGGAGAUGCCGGAGCAGCUGAGAGAGGUGGUGGCGGCGUGUCUUGCCGAUAGACCGGGGAAGAGGCCGACGGUGAAUCAGUUGAUGGAGGAGUACGACUUGUUCCGAGUCGACUUUCCCGAAGGGCUACAGGGUUUGGAAAAACUGAACAAAGCUUGCAAGAACAUGAGGUGA
This is a messenger RNA of Erythranthe guttata (spotted monkey flower), 939 nucleotides long. RefSeq names its product serine/threonine-protein kinase BLUS1. The record is from RefSeq and is a predicted model, not a curated record. Gene Ontology annotation, molecular function: ATP binding; protein kinase activity; protein serine/threonine kinase activator activity. NCBI's taxonomy places the organism in Eukaryota, Viridiplantae, Streptophyta, Magnoliopsida, Lamiales, Phrymaceae. Gene Ontology annotation, biological process: protein phosphorylation.